CUCCACAGAGCGGUGCUCCGAGCCGGGAACCGGCUGUACCAUCGCCCUGCGGCUUCAUCCCCAGUAAAGCUGGUCCGGUCUCCCCAGUGCCUCCCUCCUGCUGCCGGGGUGGUGCAGUCUCCCGGUCCGGGAAGUGUGUGCGUGUCAUGAUAACACCAGUGGUGCGAUGCACCAGUGCCGAAGACACGGUUGUGUGGGGUCAGGGCAAUGGUCCAUCUAGCCCAGUACUCCAUUUCUGUUAGCAGCCAGUGCCAGAGGCUUCCGAGCAAAUGAACAGAACAGGCCGUCCACUCUCAUCCAGUCCCGACAUCUAGCAAUGAGGGGCUUAGAGACACCUGGAACAUGGGGUAGUGUCCCUGCCAACUGAAGGACCUAUCCAUCGUCCAUUAAUUUAUCUCCUUUUUUUUAAUAGUGUUAUAUCUUCGGCCUUCACAACAUUCCCCUGGCAACGAGAUCCACAGAUGUGCAAUGUUAAAGAAUUUCCCAUCUGAUCUUGUAUGCAGACGUAUACCUUCAGUACUAGAUGAGAAAGCAUGACAAAGCAGCAGAGAAAAGAACAUAGGCAUCAGAAAUGGAUAUUCUGUGCACACAAAACAAGCUAAUCCGUCUCACUGAAGCUUGCCACAGUACCGAGGGAGAAAACAAGUCAAAUUGCAAAAGCUGGAUCCCGCUUCCCCAUCCAGACUGAGUCUAAAUGAGAACGUCGCAUGAUGCUACAGAGUUUGCUCUCCCCCACUCUGGGCCAUGGGGAAGUUCCAUAGACCACCGUUUCUCAAAUGCGGCCACCGUGGCCGCAUGCGGCCAUCAGGGGGUUUCCCUACGGCCACAGCAGUUUCCUGGGCAGUGGGGAGGGGGAGCAUCAGCCCCUCCCCUUCCUCACUGUUGCUUCUGCAUGUGCGGCCUCUCUGGAGACACAGGUGGGACACACAGAUCUGCUACCUCUCUUUAUUCAGAGACAUAUGUGCAGACUUUACUGACAACAGUUAAUAUAAUGAGGCUGCACAGUUAUCAAGGGCAGAAUGUGGCCUGCAGAAUCUUUAUUACUGAUGGUGAUGUGUGAACCAGAGUGAGCUGAGCUUGCCGUUCAGAUCAAAGGCUGAGUUUGCCAGGUGGUGAACUGUAGCAGAUGGAAGUGAGGGAGGGCAAAGCUAUCUCCUUUUAAGAGUAGCUCUUCCUCUCAUAUACAGCCUGGCCAGAGCUAAGGGAGUCUGAGUGUUAGAUGACUUCAAAGACUGAUGAAUAAUUGCUUUCUGUUUAUGUCCAAGACACUAUUUUUCUUUGAAAAGUGCCAGCACAGCCAGACAUAUAUCUGCCUCUGCUUAUGUCCCAAAAGGGGAAGGCACAAGGUAUUCUCUUUGGCAGCUUUUGCUUCCUAUUACCAAACACUUUGUGGCACUCUCUUUGUGGAAGCCCGGGACUGAAGCAGGUUGCAAGCAUGAGUUAAUUUCUGCCUUAAUGAAAAAUCACAGGGUGACCUGCUUCUAAGUUCCUUCUGAGUCAUGCAGAGUUAAACUAACCCCUCCCACAGCCAUGGACCGUUAAAUAGCUCUGUUUCACAUGCACCUCUCGCUAAGCAGCUCAGAGCCAGCAGAGGCUGAGAAAGGAGGGGAGAGAACACUGGCACUGAUGGACGAGCCAAAGGGUACCAAACCAAGGACAUCCUGGCCUAGAAAGGCCCUGCUCAUCCUGGGGUUCCUCUUUGCUUUGGCUGCGAUUGCCUUAGUCGCGAUGGCAGUGAGUCAGAACAAGCCACUCCCAAAGAAUAUUAAGUACGGGAUUGUGCUGGAUGCUGGUUCGUCUCACACUAACUUGUACGUGUAUAAGUGGCCAGCGGAGAAGGAGAAUGACACUGGGGUGGUGCACCAGGUGGAAGUGUGUAAAGUAGAAGGUCUGGGGAUCUCGGGUUACUCCCAGGACACAGAGAAAGCUGGCCUCUCCCUCCAGCACUGCAUGAAAAGAGCUCAGGAAGUGGUUCCAGAACAGCAGCACAGAGAGACCCCUGUCUACCUUGGGGCUACAGCUGGAAUGCGGCUGCUCAGCUUGCAGAACAGAAGUAUAGCUGACAGGGUCCUCUCUGCGGUGGAGAAGACGUUGCGCUCAUCCCCCUUCAACUUCCAGGGUGCCAGAGUCAUCAGUGGUCAGGAAGAAGGAGCCUAUGGCUGGAUCACCAUUAAUUAUCUGUUGGGCAACUUCAAGCAGCCUGGCUGGCUGAACUUUCUGCCUCACCUGAGAUCUAGCAGAGGGACAUCAGGGGCCCUGGACCUUGGCGGAGCCUCCACCCAAAUCACCUUUGUACCGGACCAAGAGCCGAUUGAAUCUCAGGAGAACUCACUGCACUUUCGUCUCUAUGGCAAGAACUACAACGUGUAUACGCACAGCUUCUUGUGCUAUGGGAAGGACCAGGCUCUGCGCCUGAAGCUGGCCAGUGACCUACAGAGCACACAGAAUGGCAGCCUCCUGGAUCCCUGCUUUCACCCAGGAUAUUUGAGGAUUAUGAAUAUAAGUGACCUCUACACGAACCCCUGUAUAGCUAAUGGUGAGCAGCAGCUUCCAUUCCCACAGCUUCACCUCCAGGGGAAAGGGGAUUACCAAAGGUGCCGAAUGACCAUCCAGAAGAUCUUCAACACUAGCCAUUGCCCUUACUCCAGCUGCUCCUUCAAUGGGAUUUUCCUGCCUCCGUUACAAGGGGAGUUUGGGGCAUUUUCUGCUUUCUACUUUGUGAUGAACUUUUUAAACCUGACAACAGAGAAGAGCCCAGUCCCUCUGAAGAAAGUGACAAGCACUGUGGAAAGAUUCUGCUCCAGACCUUGGCACGAAGUAAAGGCAGAAUUUCCCAAUAUAAAAGAGAAGUACCUGAGUGAAUAUUGUUUCUCCGGGACCUACAUCCUCUCCCUCCUUGAGAAUGGCUAUGGAUUCACCAUGGAGAAAUGGCAAAGCAUCCAGUUCCUUGGAAAGAUUGGCAGCAGUGACGCAGGCUGGACUCUGGGCUACAUGCUGAACCUGACAAACAUGAUCCCCGCAGAGAAGCCCCCGACGCGCCCUCUCUCCCAUGCCAGUUAUGUGGGGCUCAUGGUGUUCUGCUCUCUCGUGUUGGUGGCUGUGCUCCUGCUUAGCUGGCUUACCUUCCACAAACCAAAAUGCCUGCAGAAGGGACUCAUUUAGGGAGUGGCAAAUCUCGCAGUAGAGGCUGUAAUGGGCCCCUGACACACCAGCUGCUGCACAGAGUUCUGAGGUCACCUGCAGAGCCAGCCUCACCCAGCAGAGUCCCUCCUGCCUUUCACUGAAGCUACUGCCUGUACAAGGGCAUUCAAUCUUCUCCUCUGGCUCACACCUGCACUGAUGGAUGCACAGGCUCCUCUUCUCUGUGGAGAUGUAUCUUGCUGGGUCACAUAAAGCAGCAGCUUUUCGGCUCCUUUUGCUGCUUGUUCUUUUUGGUCUUGUUUAGAGAGAGGCAGCAGUAAUCCUUGAGGGAAUUGCUGUCACUUGGAAGCGCCAAGCUGGCUGUGGGGCUAAUCUCAGGGUUAUGCAGGAAGCCAUUGCACUGUGCAGAGAUCUAUUUCCUUUCCCUGGAGACGGUCCCCACAGCUGCUCAGAGCCUGUCUGAGCAGGGCAUCCGCACCAGCACAAACCAAGCUUGCUGCCCUUGACCACCUUCAGCUCCUCGGGAGCAUGCUGUGUCCUAGCUCUGCCUACCAUGUAAAACCUUCUGGAUCCCAGCUGCCCACGGCUUGGCUGGCCACACAGCCGGACAACAUAUGGGACAAGCAGAUGUGAGGGGGAAAGGAACAGAAGAUGUUGGGUCUGGAGGAGGCCAGCAGCCUUGGCUGAGCCCUGGCAAUGGACCUGAAAUACUAGGAGGCAAAAUGUUCCUUCCACAGAAGAUUGCUGUAUAUAUGAAAGGAAACCUCUUCUCUCACCACCUUCCAGAAUUUAUCACUGGCCCAUAGCAGGCCCCUGUCCAGAUUGAGUCUGAUGUAAGGGACCUGUCUAUCUGGUCACACACAUUCUUAGCCAGACACCGCUGAUCUCUCCAGGAAUAACACAUUGGGCAAGGAUCAUUCGCAAACAGCUUGGAUUUAUAUUGUACCUGCAGGCAGGGUUCCCAAAUGUACACACCAGCCCAUUUUCUAGCCUUUAGUAUGGGAUAGCAACUGAUCAGAUUUCAGCCUCUUGUAAUGUCACUCUUCCCACUUUUUGCUAAAGAACUGGAGUGGAAGCUGGGACUCAACUUUGAUAACAAGCAGAAAACACUGUGAGGCAUCUUCAUACAUCAAAAGGAGCCAGUUGCAAAUCUCCUCCCCUGAUAGCGAUCCCCCUGCUUUGGAGGCAAAAAGGAAAGGAGAUUCCCCAAAGCCAGUGAUGUUGGGUAAAGGGUUGGCAAAUAAAGGUAUCUGCUUAAUCCCCAAGCAGAGGUGUGGAGGGGAAUCAGAUGGAGGGGGCUUUAUCCUCAUCAGCACAACCUCCUUUCAGCAGACAGAGAUAUAUAGAGUUUAAGGCCAGAAUGGUCCACUAAGAUCAUCUAGUCUGGCCUCCUGCAUAACACAGGCCUGAGAACCUCACCCAGUAAUUUCAGUAACAAACCCAUAACUUCUGUUUGAGCUAGAGCAUAUUUGUUUAGAAAGGUAUCCAGUCUUGCAUUAAUGUUAAGUGAUGGAGAACCCACCACAACCGUAGGUACAUUGUACUAAUGGUCAGUUGCCCUCACUGUGCAAAUCUGUACCUUAUUUCUAGUAUGAAUUUGUCUAGCUUCAGCUUCCAUCCACUGAUCUCAUUAUGCCUCAUUAAAGACCCAUUUACUGUCAGAAAUCUCUUCCCCCUUGUAGGUACUUGUAGACCAUCAUAAAGUCACCUAUGAACCUUCUCUUGGAUAAACUAAAUAGAGCUGCUCUAGACUCUCACUGUAAGGCAGCUUUUCUAGACCUCAAGGCAUUUUUGUAGCUCUUUAUUGAAUAUUUUCCAAUAUCUGAACAUCCUUUUUUAAGCACUGACAUGCUGUAUACAGAGGUAAGACCUCACCCCUGCUCCUGCUUGAUAUUACCCUCUUUAUAAAUCUAAGGAUUACAUUCCCCCUCUUAGCUACAGCAUCACGUUGGGCACCCACGUUUGGUUUAUCUACCAUGACCACUAAGGGUAUGUUUAUGCAGCAAAAAAACCCUCUGCAGCAGUGAGUCUCAGAGCCCAGGUCGACUGACUGGGGCUUGUGGGACUUGUGCUGUGGGGCUAAAAAUAGCCAUGUAGCCAGUGAUGAGCUGCCAAAAUAU
This is a messenger RNA of Mauremys mutica (yellowpond turtle), 5261 nucleotides long. It is a transcript of the gene ENTPD1, whose product is annotated as ectonucleoside triphosphate diphosphohydrolase 1. Lineage: Eukaryota; Metazoa; Chordata; Testudines; Geoemydidae. Bases 1558 to 3162 code for a protein of 534 amino acids. Gene Ontology annotation, biological process: nucleoside diphosphate catabolic process. The record is from RefSeq and is a predicted model, not a curated record. Gene Ontology annotation, cellular component: plasma membrane. The transcript is spliced from 15 exons. Gene Ontology annotation, molecular function: UDP phosphatase activity; GDP phosphatase activity.